AUGAUUUCUGUCUUUCGCCAAUCAGCAAGACCGUUGGUGAACGUUCGCGCGCGAACCGUUGUUGGACGGCACGCAGCGCUAGCUGCCACGGGCGUGCGUUUUAACAGCACAGAGACGCCCGAGCCGAAAUUCGACACCUCGCUAGGUUUCGACGCAGAGACGGUGUCGAACGUGUCGAACACGCUGACCUCUGAUCAGUGGGGGUACAUGAAAAGUGUCGGGCUCAGCGACGGCUGGUGGCCCUCUGACCUCAUACAGACCACUCUCGAGGCCGUGCAUGUGACCACGGGCCUGCCGUGGUGGGCCACCAUCGCCGCUACAACGCUGGGCAUCAGGUUCGCUUUGCUACCGCUUUUCAUGGCCUCGUCAGACGCCAUGGCCCGCUCGCAGGCUGCUGCUCCCGAGACGAAGGUGCUGCGGAAAGAGCUGAACACCGCGAUGGCCAGAGGAGACCGCAUGACGCAGCAGCUGAAGAUGCAGGAGAUUAAAAAGCUGAAUAAAAAGUACGGUGUCAAGUACUCGAGAAUGUUUCUUUCCCCAGGAAUCCAGCUCACGUACGGUAUUGGGUCGUUUUUCGGUAUAAGAGAAAUGGCCAACCUGCCCGUGCAAGGCUUUGAAAGCCAGGGUCUGUCCUGGUUCAACGACCUGACUGCUCCAGACCCGUACAUUGGGUUGCAGCUGAUUUCUGCGUGUCUGUAUGCUGCGUCGUUCAGAUUCGGAGGCGAGACGGCCAUCAGCCAGUUCAGCUCUAAAACCCAGAAGGCCUUCAUGGCGCUGCCGUUCCUGUCCAUUGUCUUCACCUGGAACAUGUCUGCGGCCGUGCUGGUGUAUUUCACGGCCAACGGUCUGUUUUCGAUCAUACAGGCCCGUCUGCUCAGGUCCGCCAAAUUCAGGAAAAUGUGCGGCAUGUAUCCGAUGCAGAAACCAGCCAAGGACGGCAAGGGCCUGAUGGAGAACUUUUCGGAGACUUGGAAGGAGAUGCAGGAAAACUCAGAGGUGAGAGAAAAGGCCGACGAGAAGGCCAGAACCGCUGCGCUACGCCAGAUGGUGAAAGCCAAGUCGCAGAGAGCUAUCAUUGAGAAACGUGAUAAAUAA
Messenger RNA from Ogataea angusta, 1095 nucleotides. RefSeq lists its product as uncharacterized. Bases 1 to 1095 code for a protein of 364 amino acids. Gene Ontology annotation, molecular function: membrane insertase activity. Gene Ontology annotation, biological process: protein insertion into mitochondrial inner membrane from matrix; mitochondrial respiratory chain complex IV assembly. The record is from RefSeq and is a predicted model, not a curated record. The transcript has a single exon. Gene Ontology annotation, cellular component: mitochondrial inner membrane. Lineage: Eukaryota; Fungi; Ascomycota; Pichiomycetes; Pichiales; Pichiaceae.